This is a messenger RNA of Arabidopsis lyrata subsp. lyrata, 1604 nucleotides long. RefSeq names its product L10-interacting MYB domain-containing protein. The record is from RefSeq and is a predicted model, not a curated record. NCBI's taxonomy places the organism in Eukaryota, Viridiplantae, Streptophyta, Magnoliopsida, Brassicales, Brassicaceae.
CAAACCAGUAUAAAUUAGGGCCCUUAGAAGCCUAAUAAUCUCAGAAAAAAACAAGAAAUCCCCAUCUCUAGCAGUGCAAAAGCCAAAAUUUUAGCCAUGAUGUAAAAUUUUGGAAUUGAUAAGUCCUAAGGUUAGUUGUAGAUUCAGCCAUGAUGUAAAAAUUCCCAUACAUAUUUGGAUGUAUAUUUUGUAUAGAUUUGGUUACUGUUUUGUGUUUUGACAAACCACGGAAUGACAAAAUCAUUUCGCGAUCCUAUGAGAUUUUAACCAAUCAUAUCACGAUUCGCGCCAUUUUUCUUUUGUAUUUUUUCCUGUGAUUUUAACGGAAUUACCGGUCAAAUUAAGCCUUUAAUAUGAUAUUGAUAUAAUUUGGAAAUAUAUAUUAUUAUUUUUUGUUGUUGUUGUUGUCUUUACUUAUCUAAUUCUUUUUUUGUUUUUUGUUGUCUUUACUUAUCUAACUAUGCAUAUAGUAAAGAAUUAUGACGUCCAAAGCCGCAUGGGAACCUGAACACGAACAAGUAUUUGUGGACUUCUGUGUGGAGCAAAAGAUGUUGGGGAAUCAACCUGAAAUGCAACAUAUAUUGGAAGCUUUUAAAGAAAUGAAGGGUGUGAGGUUUACCAAAGACCAGCUUAUGAAUCGUUGGGAUACAAUGAUCAAGCAGUGGAAGAUUUGGUGUAGACUUGUUCAACGCAAAGAUAUGAAAUGGGAUCUCCACACAAACACGUUUGGUGCCAGUGAUCAAGAAUGGGCCAACUAUUUAGAGAUGAAUCUUGAGGCUGGACAGUAUCGGUGUAAUCCUCCCUUGUUCCUCAAGAAACUAGAGAUCAUCUUUGCUGGUAUUAACUUAGAUGGUGAAGGUACGUCUUCAGGUAGCAAAAUGAAGCAAUUAUGUGAGCAUCAUGAUGAAGAAAAUGAUAACGGAUAUAAAUCUAAGCUAAGCGCGUCUGAUAUCGCAAUUCGUCGUCGGUUUAAGUGGCCACCAUCCUCACAUGCGAUUUUUGUGGACGUAUGUUUCCAAGAGUCUAUAAAAGGAACCACACCAACCAGACGUAACCAACGUUAUACAAAGGAAGCUUGGAAAAUGAUUCUUGAGGAAAUCAAUCGGAUCACAGGAGUAGGAUACACACAUAAGCAGCUCGAAAGCCACUUCGAACGUACCAGAACAUCUUGGAAGAACUGGUGUAAAACUAUUGCCUCUCCCAUCAUGAAGUGGGAUGCUAAUACUCGCAAGUUUGGUGCAACUGAAGAGGACUGGGAUACAUACUUGAAGGUAAAUAAAAAAGCUGCAGUGUUCAGAUGGAGACAUAUUCCUCACGCUGAUAAACUGGCAACCAUCUUCAAAGGACGUAUCGAACCUGGAAAGACCAAAACCCGCCGCUAUCGCAAGAGAGUGAUCGAUCAUCAUUCAGAAUCACCACAGCUACAUGAUCAUCAACCAGCUCCAUCAUCAGUAGUAGUCUACACAAAUGAGCCAGUCACAGGAAGUGACAAUAGAGCUGAUGAUGCUGAGCCUACCCCACUGAUUAGGUCAGACUCAGAGGAUGUUGUUGAAACUGUAACAUCUUUAUGUGAUGUUUUAAACACAAUGCAUGUUUCCUUUUAA